This is a messenger RNA of Exaiptasia diaphana, 1266 nucleotides long. RefSeq lists its product as uncharacterized. The coding region runs from base 50 to 433 and encodes 127 amino acids. The record is from RefSeq and is a predicted model, not a curated record. NCBI's taxonomy places the organism in Eukaryota, Metazoa, Cnidaria, Anthozoa, Actiniaria, Aiptasiidae. Gene Ontology annotation, biological process: sensory perception of taste. The transcript is spliced from 4 exons. Gene Ontology annotation, cellular component: membrane.
CCUGAGUAACCUCCUUUCUGCUCUAAAUGACUUGCUGUCACCUCUUGGGAUGGUGAUGUUUUCAAUUUACUUUCCAGUAAUAUGUCUUAACAUCAAUAUAGGUAUACGGACAUUUGAACCAGGUCACUCUGUUAUCCACCGUGUGGCUUACGUUUCGUGGAUGGUAUUGAACUCUUCAAUUCUCUUUCUUAUUUCUUUGAAUGGAGCUCGGGUAAAUGAAGCGGCGGGCCGCCUGUCAGAAGUUCUUUAUAACAUCAAUAUCAGAGAACUGGACGAAAAGAGUGAGCUUGAGCUGAUGUUACUAUUGUCAAACGUGAACUUUAACUACGCAAGUUUAACCGUUGGUGGCCUGGUUACUAUUACYAAAGAGAUCAUUUUAACGGUAUUUGGAACAAUUGUAGGAUACCUUACAAUUCUCAUACAAUUCAAAUAAUCUAUGUAAUAUUUAUCAUUAAUUCGUACUUUCUUUUUGUAUAAUCACGGCCAUUCAUUGAGKAGCAUGAUGAUCUCAGGUGCCAUCCUCGGUUAUUGCAAGUCCAUGAUGCAUGAAAGUUGGACAAAUCUAAAUAGUCUAGAGUCAAGAAACCUUCUUCAAGAAACCUAGCACUAAAAGGGACCGCGGAGCGGGAAUCUGAUUGGGGGGGCUAGCGGCUGCCAAUGGCAGAAGUGGGGGAUGUUAUUUCCAGCGUUUUCAGGCGUUUUCAAAUACAUAUUUCUGACCGUUAAAACCGCACACACGGUCACAUGCUAUUCAAUAAAAUCCAAAAGACUUCACAAAAACAUGGCUUAAAUUUUAAUUGUUUUUACACAAUCUUCACAUAAUGAAAAGUGAAUUUUCMCAAGGAGGCUCUUCGCUUAUUYAUUUAAGAAMAUUCMAAAUGGCGGAAAAUUAUUGCCCCCCGCGGUCCAURACUGAGCUUUGUUGUUUAAGCUGAGAUAAUUACGCUGGUUUAUUWUAAUAGUACUUAUUAUUAAUAAAUUAUAUAUCACUGCAUGAGCAUCGCAGAAGUCAUGGGUUUGAUUACCGAUGAAGCUUGAAUUUGUUUUGAGCGAUCCAUUUAUUAAUAAUUUCUUAAACUWUUAWAUUUCACUGCGAYGAUYAUAAUUCCUCACAUUUCUUCACSGCUAUCGAACYAUCAUUUCAAUAAAACCUUUUGUUCAAAGUUUGGAGUAAUGAAUGGCUUCUGAGCAAAUUAAGUUAGUUCAGGAAGUUUUACUAAUAAUCCUAAGAAGUGUAAUAAUCAUGAAUAAUUUGUGAUGCACCGA